Molecule: messenger RNA, 1830 nt
Organism: Octopus bimaculoides (California two-spot octopus)
Lineage: Eukaryota; Metazoa; Mollusca; Cephalopoda; Octopoda; Octopodidae
Product: protein farnesyltransferase subunit beta
Biological process (GO): protein farnesylation
Cellular component (GO): protein farnesyltransferase complex
Molecular function (GO): protein farnesyltransferase activity
Source: RefSeq, a predicted model, not a curated record
UAAUAAGUCCUGCCGCUAGAUGUCGUUGAUGGCAGCACGUGAUAAACAGCAUGGCGGCAGAAAUUAAACAUCUUGUUCCUCGCUAUGCAGAAAAUAUUGAAGACGGUGUCCUUGCUGCGAGCCGCUUGAUAAACGAUGGAAUACCUACCGAUACUUCAUACGAGCAGGGAAAUGUCGAAAAAGAAAUCGAAAAAAUGUUCUUGGCUGCUCGAGCGAAAUACUUCGGUGAAAUGGAAAAAAGUAGCAAAGACGAUUCUGGUUCGGAGGAAAUCUUUAUCGAAAGAUCCAGCAACUUAGCUCCUCCGUCUUUAAAAAGAAAAAGGCACGUUGAAUUCUUGACAGCAGGUCUUCGAGAGUUGGGAGUAUCUUAUCAAUGUCUCGAUGCCAGCCGAACUUGGAUAUGUUACUGGAUUCUUCACAGUCUCGACCUCUUAGACGCCUUACCUCUUUCAUCGGAAUUAGAGACUCAGAUUGCAAAUUUCUUAAACCGCUGUCAACAUCCAGAUGGAGGUUUCGGCGGAGGACCGGGACAAGAACCUCAUCUCGCUUCUACUUAUGCUGCAGUUAACGCUUUAUGUAUCCUAGGCACUAAACACAGUUUUGAUGUGAUAGACAGACCGAAAUUGUUGUCCUUCUUCUUUCGUAUGAAACAACCUGAUGGUUCUUUUACUCUCCAUCAAAACGGUGAAACGGACGUCCGUGGAAUCUACCUCGUUGCCAGUGCUGCUGUACUCAGCAAUAUUAUUUCCAGUUGUUCAAAGUUGUUUUACCUAUCACCAGAAUGGGUGGCAAGUUGCCAGACAUACGAAGGUGGCUUUGCCGGGCGUCCCGGUUUGGAGGCCCACGGCGGUUACACAUUUUGCGGACUCGCUGCCUUGUGUCUUUUAGGCAAACUCCAUUUGUGUGAUACUAAAUUGUUACUUCGUUGGAUUGCAAACAGACAAAUGAAGUUCGAAGGAGGUUUUCAAGGUCGCACUGAAAAACUGGUUGAUGGUUGUUAUUCGUUUUGGCAAGGUGGUGCCAUCGCGCUUUUACAAUCGGCUUUACAACAGCAAGGUGACCUGGGGUUUCCAGCUGACACCUGGCUCUUUCAUUCUGGUGCUUUGCAAGAAUAUGUAUUAACUUGUUGUCAACACAUGCGUGGCGGUCUUCGUGACAAACCUAAGAAAUCCCGGGACUUCUAUCACACUUGUUAUUGCCUGAGCGGAUUGUCUAUCGCUCAGCAUAACGGCUCUAAACUCGCUUUACACAUCCUUGGGGGAGAUGACAACGAAGUGAGACCCACACAUCCCACUUUUAAUAUUUGUGGAAAUAGUGUUUACAGAGCUUUGCAAUACUUUAAGUCUCUUUCCAUUCCUGAUGAUCCUUAGCAUUUAUAUUUAUAUUUAAGAAAAUAAAUGCGGAAGAGACCUAUUGUAGUCGAAUUUCGUGGUUACGUUCCUCCUUCCUAUGCUCUGAAUCAAUGUAAGAGCAAUAACUCAACACUGAAAUAACAUUUAAACUUGGUUCCGGUUUCAUGUUUUCCUUUUAAACUCCUCUUCAUUUAAAGAAUGCUACUGAAUUUAUUUUCCAGUUAUCUUAUGACAUUCUGUAAUUUUUUUGCAGAGCGAAAUUUGUGCUGUUAUGUAAAUUCUAUUGGUGUUUUAUUUAUUUAAUAAUUAUUCCUUCCGUCUUCCUCCAUCUCAAUAAGAGUUUUAUAUUUAUCUAGCAACAUGUGGACGGAAUCAGGCUAUAUUCCCGCUUAUGUUUUUAUGAACUUUUCAUUUUAAUAUAUCUCAUUGUUGAAAAUUUGUUCAUUAAAGUUAGUUAAGAUAUAGACAACAGAGGAAA